Molecule: messenger RNA, 4795 nt
Organism: Pomacea canaliculata
Lineage: Eukaryota; Metazoa; Mollusca; Gastropoda; Architaenioglossa; Ampullariidae
Product: marginal zone B- and B1-cell-specific protein-like
Exons: 5
Coding region: 224-895 (223 amino acids)
Biological process (GO): regulation of B cell proliferation
Cellular component (GO): extracellular region; endoplasmic reticulum chaperone complex
Source: RefSeq, a predicted model, not a curated record
CUGUCCACAUCACUUGCAAGCUAUAAUAAUUUGAACCUAAAAGUUUCAUUUGUUUCUCAACUGUUAAAUUUAACUUUGUAGUAUUUUUUUCUUGUAAGGUUCAGUACAUUCUCUUUGCCUGCCACGCUUCAACAUCGAGUCUUGCUCAAAGGUCUCUCCGCCUUGUAGCAGACGCAACAGAGCGACGUGUGACAACCACGACAUCGGUGUUUGAAAUCAUUUGAUGUGGAAGAUGAGUAUGUCUUCAGUUUCACUGCUAGUGCGUGUGUCACCGUUACUACUUCUUCUGGCGAUUAUCAUUGGAAUCAUUACAAUGCAACCUGAUGAAAAGCCCGAGGACGAGUUAGCGGAACACGAGGGGAAAGACUUGAAAACGAAUAGAGGGAACAACUUUCAGAAAAUAACGUUCACAAAACCCACUCUUACCGAAGAAGAUGAACAUGGAUUUCACAUGCCUGCUGCCUUGAAGUGUGAUGCCUGCAGAAUUAUUUCUUACAAACUUACUGAUAAAUUUGAGAAGGCACAAGCAAAAUUCAAGAACCCCACAAAACACCUUUCAGAGUCGGAUGUCAUAAGUAUUGUUGAGACUGUCUGUGACGACAAAUUUGACUCAUAUGGUGUUAAGGAGGUUGAUGGAGUUAAACGCUUGUCUGGACCAGGGCUAGAGACAGCCGAUGUUCCAGGACUGAUGCAGGGGGGAGGCCCUUGGUCAGUCAGGUUGCAGACGAUGUGCAGAGAGUAUGUGGGAGAGGUUGAUGAGGAGGCAAUGUAUACUGCUUUUCUUCACAAGUCAUCACUAGAAAAGAUUCUAUGCCAAGGAGGGGCCAUGCUGGGGGCCUGUAGCAAAGUGAACACUGCAUCAAAAACAAAGAAGAACAAAAGAGAUGAUUUUUAACUUGCUGUGAUAUAUCCCAGAUUUAUGGCAGCCAUAAAACAUAGUUGAGUAUUACACCUUCAUGGCUUAGAUUGUCUCUCUUAUGCUUUUUUUUUUUUUUAAUAUCGCUAUUUUUAUGCAGUAAGACGCAGCUGCAUGAGGCCUAUUACAUUUGUCCCAUUCAAUUAAUUUUUUACAUACUAAAGCAUAAUUUGCUUUUGUUAAUUUGGUUUCCUAUGGAUUUUUUAAGAUAUGCAGUGUUUAAAAGAUAGCAUGAAAAUCAAAAUGUCCAUUGCCUGUACUAACACUUGAUGGAACACUCCAGGCAGCUUUAAGACUAAUCUAAGUUUAUGGCAGGAAAGAACGAUUUCAUCCAAGGAAGGAAGGUAAGGAGCUCAUGCAGUUCUGCCCACCCUAGCGGUCAUUCUUUGCUAAUUGCUUCCAUCUGGCCUGACAAGUACCUUCACUUCCCUCUGUUAUAUGAAAUCCAUUCUUUCCUGCUGAACAGUGAAAGUUUGGUCCUUAUCAUCACUUGCUGAGUUGUUUAUGUUCAAAAUUUGAGGUUUUGAAAAAACAUUUACUUAGCUGUGCAUGUGCACCACAGCUCAGAGCUGGCUCACAGACAUUACCAUGUUUUCUUGUUGAGUGAUAUCUUUGGCACCCUACUGACUUAAGAGUUCUUUUUUACUCUCCUAAAAGCAUUGGCGUCUUAGAUUUGGAGACUGUGCCAUAAAAUUUCGAAACAGCACUGCAAUGAAAAGUUAAAUGAACUGGAGAAUACUGUCCUGACAUACAGCUUUAGUAUGGAAGGUGUAUGCUUGAUAUUGCAGUAAUUGUCAAAAUAAUGGUUGGGCCAGUGAUUUCUGCAUGUGAAACAGGAAAAUGCCGUUGCAAAAUUGAGCUGCAUUUUGCAUCUGUUACAUCGAGUCCAGUUGUAGUGGAGGAAGAUUUUUUUUUUUUUUGCAGACCCAUGAACAUGUCAGUACCCUGAGCUCACCCUUUUUUUUUAUUUUCAGAGGUCAGAAGUUGGCUGCAAACAUGAAUCUCUUUACAUCCUUCCCUCAAACUUUGUCUUUAUGAAGAUUGCAAAGUUUCAGUGCUGACAGAUUGCAAGCUAUAUCUUUUCAAAGAUUGCAAAGUUUCCGUGCUCACAGAUUGCAGGCUGUGAUGCAAAACUUCUAACAGUACCCUAGUAUCAAUUUAUACUUUACUUGCCAAAUGGGUUCAACUACAUCAGGAACCUGGAUCAAUUGUUUUCCUUCACACAAGAGUAUGCAUAAAUAGUGGCCUCCAGGAGCUGUGUUUUGGAAACUGUUGCAAAUGUUUGGGGUGGGGGUUGUUGUUUGUUUUUGGCAGCCUGAUGUUGAAAACAGAAAUAUUUCAGGAAGGAGUCUUAUUAAUUAAGCCAAACUUGCUAGUUCCCAUGAUGUUCCCCUUGAGUCUCAUUAAAACUCCAUCCAUCUAGAAACCUAAGCAGCUGCAUGUUAAGUAAAAGUUGUUUGUUUUUGUUUUUUUUCUUUAAAGUUCAGCACUAAAGAAGUAAUAACUUCUGAGGACCGAAAAUAUUCACAAACUGCCCUUUUUGUCCAACACAAAUUAGCUGUAUCAUAUUUUCCAAAAUGGAUGCUUGAACACCAGUGUAUUUUCCACUACCAUGUUAAAACCUGGAAGCACAUCCUACUACAGAUUUGUUGAUCCAGUCCUUUUCAUUUAUUGUUGAUAAGAACCAAUUAUCAUUUGUGUUUUUAAGCAUCCUGUGAUAUUAUCAAUGUUACAUUGCCUUCUUAAGCCCCCUGUUAAAAUGAACAUCUAUGAAAUAACCAUCCACUGUUUGAUAUUUUCACACUGUGCUGUAUGUCGUAGAGGAUUUUUCUAGUACUGUGCCUGUUGUUUUUAACUCUGUACUUUGAGUGCUGCUUUUAGUUCAGUUUGAAACAUUCUUUGCAGCCAAUCUUCUCCAUGCCUCUCACAAGUCACUGUAAGUUCAGUUUAAAACAUUUUCUACAGCCACUACUCUCCAAUCCUCUCAUAGAGUCACUGUGUCUGCUGACCUUGUCCUGGAGCACCUUAUGAACUCUUGGUUAGCUCCCCAUAGCUGCCUGUCUUUCAUGUCGUCAACAAAUCGGUCAGUCAUUUCCAGUUUAUAUCAUACAGUUUUUUUACACAAUUACUGUUAUUUGAGUUUUAGAUGCCAGCUGCAUGAAGACUCCCACCCUUGUUUUAUGCCUUGAACUGUUUACAGUUAGGAGCACUUUCUUGAAUUCGACUUAAAAUUUUGUAUAUUUGCCCAUAUUUGCCUGUCUGGGUUCUUUGUGUGAUUUGUCAACAUUAAGAUUGCUGCGAGACAGUUGCUUUGAUCAGUUUAAUUUUUCCUUAAAUUUACACAUUCAUUGAAUGAACACAAAUAAAAAGAGCUAAAUCAAUGUUAACUGCUUAAUGUUCAUGUUAUUGUGCUAUGCAGAUGCAUGGUGUUAUAUCUUUAUUUGCUUUUGUUAUUAAUAUUAACUGUGCAUCUAAAAAAACAUUAUUGAAAAUUAUACUGUUAUCUGCAUACUGGUAAUUAUGUUGUUAUCUUUUAAAUUCAUACAUUUCUGCAGUCAGCAGAGAAAAUUAUGCAAGGACAGAAUAAAUUGUUUUUUCCGUGUACCUAAAGCGAAGCAUGAACAAGUUCUUAACCUCCUCAGAAAUGUUGAAGACAUUGAUACCUUAUUACAUCAGUGAUAUGUCUCUGAAUAUGUCUCUUGUAUGUUUGCAAAGAUGGCCACUCUAUCAGGUAUGGCCGUAGUCGUGCACUAGGAUGUUUGUACUUACAAAUGUAUCGUGUAUUCCUAGAUGGUAAUCAAGCUUUGAAUCCUUCCAAUAAAUGGUUUGCUCUAGAGAAGAGUUAGACUCUGAAAGGCAAAGGUGGGUAAAAACUGCCUGACAGAACUUUGAAGAAAAUUACAGCUUGAUGGUUGUGAUGAGAAAUGCUGACAGUAUCAGGUGUAUUGUGCUAGCAUAUCUUUGUACUGUGUGAAUUCAAUAGCAAGACACAAGUGUAUAUAUUCAGUAACACUAGAAGGUGAUUGUACCUUUAUUUACAGUUUUCUUCAGCACAAUACACUGUUAGAAAUGUGUAUGUUUUCAUAUACAGCUGCUUGUUUAUUUCAAGUCCUCGCAUUGUUCUUUCCACGUCUUUGUUACUAUUUUAUGAUCUUGUUCAGCGCAAGGAGUCUGCCUUUAGCUGAGAAAUUUCGCUUUAUUACAUUAAAUACACAGUAUUCAGAAUGAAAAACUAUAUUUUUAUGUACAUUGAAUGUAUUUACGUGACACAUCUACAAUGUUUGCUAAUGAGAUUCUCAGGGCUUUAUCCAUUUGUAUAGCGUCUCAACUACCUCCUGUAAGACUUUAUAAGGUCCUUGUACUCAGCUUUGGAGCAAAACAUGACAUUUUGAGGUUUACUCUGGUCUGUGACUGGAAAAUGUCUCUUGUUACCCAUCAGCGAUGGAUACCUGAUUGAUCAAGUCAAAAGUUAUAGAACGAGAGGAUUGGUUUCCUUCUUCCAGAUGCUGUGGCCUUAACACAGUGAGGUUGUUGAAGCUUUUUGCUAAUAAUGAUGUCAAAUGUUUGCCCUGAUACACAAACUCAAACCUGGGCAGUUAUCCCUCUAUUUCAGAAAGCUGUCUUUCUUUGAGUUUAAAGCAAACUUGCACGUCAUGAUGCAAAAUGUCUGUUUUAAGGUCUGCUGACUGCCUUUAAUGUUUUUGUGGUUGUCUUAUUUGACUGCUGAUGUUGACUUACACUCAUGUUAUGACUUAUUAGGUGAGAGACAGUUAAGGAUUGUGUCAUUAUUGAAAAAAACAUUCCAUUUGAUGUACACUUUAUUGUUAAAAUGAAAAGAUUCAUGAGUUGCUGAAUAAAAUUAUGUAUAACCUCAUUGGA